This is a messenger RNA of Pyrenophora tritici-repentis Pt-1C-BFP, 1416 nucleotides long. RefSeq lists its product as uncharacterized. NCBI's taxonomy places the organism in Eukaryota, Fungi, Ascomycota, Dothideomycetes, Pleosporales, Pleosporaceae. The record is from RefSeq and is a predicted model, not a curated record.
AUGACCCAAGCAGCAAACUCGUACGAGCCGAUCACCUCGUCCCGUCCCAGUCAGCCGACGACGGUCACAGAGACCGAUGCACCAGGGAGCGCAAGAUCGCCAGGCGUAACAAAUCAGCGAGAUGUCGAAUAUGCCAACAGCUUUGGACCCAAUGCGCCGUCAAGGUACCUUCUCUUUCCCGCACGCGCGAAUGUCACAGUCAUCGAACUCCUCACCUACCUACCGAACAGCAUACAUUGCGCAGACUUCGUGCAUCGCUUCUUCGCCAAUGACGGGUCCUUCCCUCUGUUGUGCGCAAUCGUAAACCAACAGAGGAAUCUAUCGAGCGAAUGGGGUAAGCAUGGCGGCCGACAGUCCAUGUACGACGCGAUUAAGAGGGCUGAAAACAAAAGAUGGGGAACCAAUUCGCUUGCUACCUUGCAUAAGCAGAGGAACAAAACCCAGGACGAGGCGAGUGUCGAUGUUGGAGGAUAUAAGACGCCUGGACAGCUGUGGAAGAAGCAGAAGGUCGUAAAGAACGUGCCAUUCAGAAAUCUGGCGUUGGACGUGAAGCAGAUUCCACAAGGCGACGAUGCACUCGAUCUGACCAGAAUGGUUCGAUAUUAUGGGGAGCAUCCACUUGAACCGUGGCUGUACCCAGACGAUUGUGACGCACUACUCGGUCUUUUGGGCGGCCCCAGUGCGAUACGGCCCGGACACACUGACCGCGAAGCAUUCAAGAGACGAACUCAAGUCAAAUCUUCACAAGGGCAUGAUCCGCAGCCGAAUGUUCUGAUGGAAGCGCACGAGAGGGAUGGAGAACUCAAAAAGAGAAGGGCGGGUAGCUCCGCGAGGACGACAGGACAGAAAAGAAAGCUGCAAGCAGUGACGCCAUCAUCACCAGCGUGGUCAACGAGUGAGACUCCAAUGCCGAAAACACAGAAGAAGAGGAGAAAAAGAGGAGCAGACAAAGCAGCCGAGAUCAGAGAAGAGGCAAAGUCCGAUGAAUAUGCCUCGCCCCCAGAUGACGCCAUAUUGCCACUUCCCGAAGCCUUUACCGAAGCAAUGCACCCAGUAAGCGAAGCCUUGAACAAUACUUUCCUUCGAGAGGGGCAAGUUGGGGAAGACGAUCCGUACAGUGCCUAUGCCUUUGGAGGACCCCGCCAUACACCGCCGUUCCGACGACUUUACCUCAUUCAACAACCAGAUCCAGCAGGUAACAGUGGGUGGGCAGAGAACUUGCGGUGGGCGUUUGUACAGAACACUCUUUAUCGCGACCCAUAUCGCCCUGAUGCCUGGAAUGAGAGUCCGGAGCACAUGGAGCAAAUCGUACAGAUUAGGAGAGAGCUGUGUUGGAUGUCAGAAGAAUACCAGGAGCAGUUGGAUGAGGACGCAAGUGAUUGGGCAGAGGACGCGCUAGGAGCUGAAAACACUUGA